AUGGCAAGUUCAGGGUCUUCCUCACAUUCUUCGACCGAAAGUGAGAGCCGUAUGGAGAUUUCGGAGUUAGAUGAACACAAGUCACUAGGUUACUGUCUCAAAGGUCUCAGUGUCACAUGUUUAUAUAAUCACAAGGUCAUAGUCUCAAAGGUCACAAUGUUUGAUAUUUUGCAAGCACCAUAUAUCUACAAACUUGAUCAAAUUCAGUUCUAUCCGAAGAUAAAUACGAGAUGUUACCCGGCUGAGACACUGAAGAAGCUGAAAGACCUACUAACAAACGAGGAAUGGAUGUACUUUAGCAAAGAGUCACAGUUUCAGCAUCUGUUUCACACCAAAUUCGAAGAGACACUGAAGAUGGCACCUACUGUAUUCCUCAUCAACCACGCAGUGUUGGUCGAGGACAAUUGCGAGCUAUGGUUUGUCAUCAAUGGAGUGCCCAUCAGGUACUCCAUCGUGGAGCACGCCCUGAUAUCGGGAUUGAAAUGCGGUGAAUAUCCGCCAGGGUGGGAGUACAAAAGGAAAGAUAAGUUUAGACUGAAGAUGUUUGGGAAUCGGAAAAUGUCUAAGCAAAAUGUUCUUACACAACUUGAGAAGACGCCAAUCGCUAAGGUUGCUGAUCGGAAGAAAUUAGCCAUGGUGAUGAUACUCGGAGGGAUUCUGGACCAUGGCACCACAGAAGAUAGUAUCAACAAUGAUUUAGUGGACAUGGUGAAUGAUUUGGAGUUCUGUGAAAGUUGCUUCCAUUCGAAUGUAUAUCCAGCUUGGGUUGCAAUGGGUGGUAUAAAGAUGUUGAAGAAGCAGAUCUGGGGUGUCCUAGGAUGUGCAAGAAGUCCGUGA
This is a messenger RNA of Tarenaya hassleriana, 837 nucleotides long. RefSeq lists its product as uncharacterized. Bases 1 to 837 code for a protein of 278 amino acids. The transcript is spliced from 3 exons. NCBI's taxonomy places the organism in Eukaryota, Viridiplantae, Streptophyta, Magnoliopsida, Brassicales, Cleomaceae. The record is from RefSeq and is a predicted model, not a curated record.